GUAUGGUUCAAAAACUGUAAUUUAUUAUUUACAAAUGAUGGUGGAUAUAUUUUCCUAUAUAUUCAUUUUCCUGUCAUUCCUGAGGUAGGGUCUUUUAAACCAUCAGUAUAAACUUGAAUACUUUCAUAAUAUAAUAUCUUAUUUUUGUCUCCAAAUUUAUUACAACCUCUGGAAAACUCCAGGCCAAUAUCUCUUCCCAUACAGGAGACAAAUUAUACUAAGUCUCAGCAAUCUGAAAUUUAUCUGUUAAAUAAUUUAUUUUCCACCAUAUUCCAAGUGAUUACUUAAAACAUCCAUUACAAUAUGAUUUUCCACAAAAGUCUUUAUGCACUUCCAGUAAAUUAACAUAAUUUUAUGUCAUCUCUGAUAUUUAAAGAGCUGCAUAGGCCCACAUUAAAGAGUUUUACGACAGAAGAAUGAAGUGUUGAUUGUCUCCAGUACAGCAGGUGGCGCUCUGCAGCUCUGCACUCCGCCGAUAAACUCACGAAAGAAACCGAGCUCGAGCUCAAACAUCAAACGCUGUGUGUUUAUCAGAUUUAGUAGUUAUCAGAUUUACUUUAAUGUACUUGUUGAUUUUAAUUCGUGUAAAUGUAUAUGUUUAAUUGAUGUGUUUGUGCUGGAAUCUUUAAGCAUCCACAGAGGAGAAAUCAGAGUGUUUUUUUGUUUUGUUUAUUGCUGACAUGUUAAGUCUAACGUCAAGUGGAGAUAAAGGACGGAAAAAAGAGGUUUGUUGUGAAUCUUUCGCACAGGAACUCAGUCUGACUUUACUCUGUUAUACUGAGUCAAAGCCCACAGAUGAUGAAUCUACUGAUCAAACCUCCACAGAGUCUCUGGAUUCUGUCUGUAACGCUGGAGAACAGCAGCAGAUCCUGCAGACCAAACUCAACAUGUGUUCAGUCAAACUCAUCGACUGCACAAACCUCAUGAUGAAGAUCAAAACUGAACCCACAGAAGAUGAAGAUCACACUGAUGAAGAUGAUAAUGAUUUUAUAACUUCAGAUGAUAAAAAUAAUUCCUGUUCUAAGGGAGAAAUAACGUCUUCAACAUCAAAAGAGCGUCGGACAGCACAAACUCUUUCCUGCAUCACCUGUGAAAAGACAUUCAGCUCACAGAGACAUUUAGAGAGACAUGAGAGAAAACACACAGAACAGAAACUCUUCACCAGAUCUGAGAUCAGCUUUACUACCUUACAAGAGAAGAAACUUCAUUCAGAAGAGCACACAGACAAGAAGAAGAAGCAGCAAUUUCAAUGUGAGCAGUGUGGGAAGGUUUGUGUCUCUUCUUCUAGUCUGAACGUUCACAUGAGGACACACAGUGGUGAAAAACCUUUCAACUGCACUCAAUGUGGCUAUUACUUCAGCAACAAAGGAAAUCUUGAUGUUCAUCAGAGAAUUCACACAGGAGAAAAAACAUACAAGUGUCCUCACUGUGAGAAGAGAUUUAUCCGCAAAACUCAUCUGAGUAGACACAUGCGUUCACACACCAAUGAGAGACCGUAUAAGUGCAGUGAAUGUGGAAAAAGCUUCAGGGAUUCAGGUUGUCUAAAGUCACACCAAAAAAUACAUUCUGAUGAGAAACUCUAUCAAUGUUCACACUGCGAUAAACGUUUUCGUCAUCAAUUUCAGCUAAUACCCCAUGAAAGAACUCACACUGGAGAGAAACCGUACCUCUGCUCUCACUGUGGAAAGAGCUUCUCUACUCCAAGUUCUAUUAGUGUUCAUCUAAGACUUCAUACUGGAGAGAAACCUCAUCAGUGUAAUGUUUGUGGAAAGGGUUUCAGAAGACUUGACGUUUUUAGGAAACACCAGAGAACUCAUACUGGAGAAAAGCUUUACAAAUGCUCUCAGUGUGAUAAGAUAUUUGCUCGUUCAGAUGUUCUGAAAAUCCACGAAAGACUUCAUACUGGAGAGAAACCUUACCAGUGCUCAAUCUGUGGAGAAAGAUUUGCUCAGUUAGGCAGUUUUAAACCUCACCAGAAGAAACAUGCUAAAGAACAAACUACACUGGCAUUGCACCUCAGUCUGGAAAAGACGGAGUAAGUGUUUACUGUCAGUAGAGGUCAAUGCUACGUUGAGUUUUCAGGUGGAUUGAGGUUUCAUGAUCCCUGGAAAAUCAAUGUUUCCAAAAUGUGUUUAGUUGUGUUUGUGGCCUUUAACUACACCAUGCUGGUUCAACAAUGAAAGCAACAAUCAGUCAGAACUGAAAGCACAUAACGGCAUGAUUUUUCUGACGUGUUUUCUGCUAUAUAUGCAAUAAUGUGACAAAGCUUUUAUUUUAACUGAUGUGAUUUUUAUUUUAACUGAUGCGAUUUUUAUUUUAAAGCAACACUAUGUAGUUUCCAUGUAAAAAUGACUUACAGCUCCCCCAUGUGGUUGAAAAGCGCCACAGUGCCUGGUAUCAGACACUCUUCUGCAGGCAGGGGGAGGGGCGGGGCUGUGUUUCCUACCCUCCACCGCCACUUUCAGAGUGUGCUUGUAGCAGCUAGGAGGCUGCUCAGGUUGCAGCAACCAGUACAAUUUGUCCAGUUAAAAGUUGUUCUAUUACUAAAAUAAUUUUAGAGACAUUAUUUAAAGGUAAAAAAACUACAUAGUGUUGCUUUAACUGAUGCGAUUUUUAUUUUAACUGAUGCGAUUUUUAUUUUAAAGGGACACAAGGCAGCAAUUUUGUGUUAAUAAAUCAUCUUCGUAAGUCGGUAUAUGGUUAAAUGAUUCAUUACAUCACGAAUGAAGACUCUCUCGCCCGCCCCUACCGUCUGUAGGAAAUAUACCCCACUUGCAAGUUCGCUGUAUCCGACCCGGUGUCCUUCAGUCUUGUAUAGUCUCAGAUAUAGAACGCAUUUACUCCCAGACACUAGGGGGAGCUAGUAGAGAAAUAAUACUCAGACUUGCCUUGUGUCCCUUUAACUGAUGCGAUUUUUAUUUAAACUGAUGCGAUUUUUAUUUUAACUGAUGUGAUUUUUAAUGUAAUUGCAUUAAUCUAUAAAGCACACACUGAUGAACACUGAUGAUUGAUCUGUUAAGUACUUGAGAAAACAGGGCGUGUUUGAAAGAUCUUGUUUGUGAAUAAAGCUUUCUUAAAGAUA
Misgurnus anguillicaudatus (oriental weatherfish) is the source of this 3082-nucleotide messenger RNA. RefSeq lists its product as uncharacterized. Lineage: Eukaryota; Metazoa; Chordata; Actinopteri; Cypriniformes; Cobitidae. The record is from RefSeq and is a predicted model, not a curated record. Gene Ontology annotation, molecular function: RNA polymerase II cis-regulatory region sequence-specific DNA binding; DNA-binding transcription factor activity. Gene Ontology annotation, biological process: regulation of transcription by RNA polymerase II.